Messenger RNA from Gaeumannomyces tritici R3-111a-1, 1299 nucleotides. RefSeq lists its product as hypothetical. Lineage: Eukaryota; Fungi; Ascomycota; Sordariomycetes; Magnaporthales; Magnaporthaceae. The record is from RefSeq and is a predicted model, not a curated record. Bases 1 to 1299 code for a protein of 432 amino acids. Gene Ontology annotation, molecular function: GTP binding. The transcript is spliced from 5 exons.
AUGCCGGUUGCGGGCCCCCCGGACACCCAGCAACCUCAAGGCACGGCGCCGGGCGGCCCCCGCCCGUCCGGACACAGUCCGAGCUCGCCCACCGGGGCUGCGCCCGCUGCUCAAUACACCCCCACUAUCGGUGGACCGGAUGGCUCGCAGCCGUCCCAAGGCGCCACGGGCUCGCCCGUAACCAGCAGCCUCGUCGAUUCCCAGCCCAACGACUCCGACAAGUUCAUCGCCGUGAUGGGCGUCACCGGUGUCGGGAAGAGCACCUUCAUCUCCCACAUCACCCAAUGCCAUGUCGAAAUUGGAAGCUCGAUGAGAUCCUGCACACACCGGGUUGGGGUCUAUCCGGUUCAGUGGACAGACGGGACCCGCAUCUUCCUGGUGGACACGCCCGGGUUCGAUGAUACGGACAUGCCCGACUUGGACGUCCUCAAGGAAGUCGCCGGAUGGCUGACAAAGUCCUACGAGGAUAAAAUCAUGUUGAGCGGCAUCAUCUACUUCCACCGCAUCAUCGACCCCAAAAUGCAAGGAUCGUCGAAGCGCAACCUCAGCAUGUUCAAGACGCUCUGCGGCCCGGACGCCCUCAAAAUGGUCAUCCUCGCCACCACUAUGUGGGAGCAGGUCAACCAGGAGGUCGGCAAUGUGCGGGAGGAGGAGCUCAGAACGACUGAAGAGUACUGGGGUUUUAUGGUGCAGCGCGGGUCCCGCAUUUUCCGCCACACGAAUAACCCAGACUCGGCCCUGCGGCUCGUCAGGCACUUCAUGGGGGAGCACCGCCCGGAGACGCUCGCUAUCCAGUCCGAGAUGGUCGACAACGGCAGGAGCCUGGACCAGACGUCGGCCGGCCAGGAGCUAGACAGCGUGCUCGCCAAAGAGAGGGAGAAGUUCCGCCGCGAUCUCGAGGACAAGGAUUCAGAGGAGAUGCUGAGGCAGUAUCAGGAGGAAAUGAACAAGAAGAUCAAAGCCCUGGAAGAGGAGCGGCAGAACAUCAAGAUCACGAUGGAGAAGCUUCACGAGGAGAAUGCGGCCAAACUGCAGAAGAGGCUCGACGAGGAAAAGGAGCAAGCCGCAAAGAUGAAGGAGGCCGUCGAGAUGCUCACCAAGAAGAUGAAGGCCCUGCCCACCAAGGUUGUGCGGACUAGGUCGGUCCCCGGAAAGAACAGAAUCAGCGAGUACGCUAGCCUUGCACUGCGGGGGAGCAGUUACGCCUUCAUCGGGCCGGCUCAAGAUUUUACGUGCUACGCCUUCAUCGCGCCAGGUCAAGAUUCUCCCUUCGGCUCCAAGAAUUUGACAUUUUAUUAA